AUGAAGUUCCUUACGCUAUUUGCGCUGAGCGCAACAGCUUCUACUGCCUUGGCUGCUGUUAUUCCUCAGGCACCUCUAGCUCAAUCAGUUAUCCAAACCUCUCAGCAGGCUAAAUGGCUUAUCGAGCUAGCUCCGUACACCACGCGAUGGGUGACCGAGGAGGAGAAAUGGGCUUUGAAAUUGGAUGGCAAGAACUUCAUCGACGUAACUGAGGAGUUCCAGUCGGGAUCGUACGGCGCCCUGCAUACCCAGCGCGUGGUCCGAUACCCCGGAAAGAUGGCGCACCAGGAGGCCGUGGACCCGUUGUCAAAAGGUCUAUCAAAAGACAAUAUGAAGAAGAACUUGGAGCAUUUCACCUCCUUCCACACCCGCUACUACAAGUCCGAUUAUGGCAUCCAGUCCGCUGAAUGGCUCUUUGAGCAGGUUGCUGGCGUUGUAAAGAGCUCAGGCGCGACCGAGUAUGGCGCGACUGUCGAGAAAUUCGCUCACACAUGGGGCCAGUUCAGCAUCAUCGCGCGCAUUCCCGGCAAGAGCAACAACACCGUUGUUCUGGGUGCCCACCAAGACAGCAUCAACCUCUUCUUCCCGUCCCUCCUGGCUGCCCCAGGCGCCGAUGACGAUGGCAGUGGUACUGUCACUAUCCUUGAAUCUCUCCGGACUCUGCUGCAGUCCGAAAUUAUUUCUCAAGGAGAAGCACCCAAUACCAUCGAGUUCCACUGGUACUCUGCCGAAGAGGGUGGUCUGCUGGGCUCUCAGGCCGUGUACGCCAAAUACAAGAAGGAUCGACGUGAGAUCAAGGCUAUGCUGCAGCAGGACAUGACAGGUUAUGUUCAGGGUACUCUGGAUGCUGGGCUGAAGGAGUCGGUCGGUGUCAUUGUCGAUUACGUCGACACGGGUCUCACCUCGUUCAUCAAAGAGGUCAUCACCACUUACUGUGACAUCCCCUAUGUCGAGACUAAGUGCGGCUACGCCUGCUCCGAUCACGCCUCAGCCAGUCGCUACGGCUACCCAUCUGCUUUCGUGAUCGAGUCCCAGUUUGAGAACUCGGAUAAGAAGAUUCACUCCACUGAUGACCAGAUCAAGUAUCUGAGCUUCGACCAUAUGUUGCAGCACGCUAAGAUGAGCUUGGCGUUUGCAUACGAGCUUGCAUUUGCUCCUUUCUGA
Penicillium taxi is the source of this 1164-nucleotide messenger RNA. It is a transcript of the gene lap1, whose product is annotated as putative aminopeptidase. Lineage: Eukaryota; Fungi; Ascomycota; Eurotiomycetes; Eurotiales; Aspergillaceae. Gene Ontology annotation, molecular function: metalloexopeptidase activity. Gene Ontology annotation, biological process: proteolysis. The transcript is spliced from 3 exons. Bases 1 to 1164 code for a protein of 387 amino acids. The record is from RefSeq and is a predicted model, not a curated record.